Lodderomyces beijingensis is the source of this 684-nucleotide messenger RNA. The record is from the annotation of a GenBank genome assembly. NCBI's taxonomy places the organism in Eukaryota, Fungi, Ascomycota, Pichiomycetes, Serinales, Debaryomycetaceae.
AUGCUUGUAAAUCAGACCCGUUUCGCAGAAUCGUUGACUCCAUCGCUUCCAUCAACACCAGUGUCGCAGCAUCUGCAACCACCAUUAUUCAACCAGAAAUUUUCUCAGCUCAUCGACUCCUUGCGCGAUGAACUCAAGGGACACGGCCUCACAUCAGCCGAUAUAGACAUCAAGAAAAUCAAGCAGAUCAUGGAGCUGUACCACUCGGAUCCCGCGGACUGGGCCCACUUGGCACUCCACGACCCUUCGAGAAACUAUUCGAGAAACGGAAUCGUCAACAUCAACGGCAAUGCCAACCUCUUGAUUCUCGUGUGGUCGCCUCGUCGCUCGAGCGCCAUCCACGACCACGCCAACGCCCACUGCUGCAUGAAGAUCCUACAGGGUGAGCUCACCGAGUCCCUCUACAGAUUGGACUCCGAGUCCAAGCCCCAGUUGUUCCAAGAGACUACAUUGAACAAGCAGGACGUGGGCUACAUUGCCGAUGAUAUCGGGUUGCACAAGAUCACCAAUACCCUGAAUGAAGCUAGUGUCAGUUUGCACUUGUAUACCCCGCCUUAUGCCUCGAUGUACGGCUGUUCCAUGUAUGAGUUAAACGGCACCAAGCACCAUGUGGAUAUGAGCAAGUAUUACAGCUGGCAAGGAAAAUUAAUCGAUGCUGAUGGCUUGCAUUCACUGAGCUGCUAG